GGUCGAGCAAACAGCCUGGAGGUAGAACGGAGCUUCUGAACUCACUUCUAAGGUGUCUAAGCUGGACACUGAGAAAUCAAGCUGCAGCUUUGCAGAAAGCAUCCCUUCUGUUGACUAGCUCUGCAUGUGAUCCUGGGAGAAGCUAAAGAAUACAGGGAACAGAAGGUGAACUAGAGGAGGGGCCAUUCAGGAUCAGGCGGCACUUCAUGGCAAGGCAGCUGCCUAUGAAUCACCCACAGUCCUGAUCUUUCGAAGAUGGUUUGGCUGCCCUGGAGAUUGGGAGAUCUGAUGCCACGAUGAGGACUCAUACACGGGGGGCUCCCAGUGUGUUUUUUAUAUAUUUGCUUUGCUUUGUGUCAGCCCACAUCACGGACGAGAACCCAGACGUCAUGAUUCCCUUCACCAAUGCCAACUACGACAGUCACCCAAUGCUGUACUUCUCCAGGGCAGAGGUGGUAGAGCUCCAGCUCAGGGCUGCCAGCUCCCAUGAACACAUUGCAGCAAGGCUCACAGAGGCCGUGCAUACCAUGCUGUCUAGUCCCUUGGAAUACCUCCCUCCCUGGGAUCCCAAGGAAUACAGUGCCCGUUGGAAUGAAAUCUAUGGAAAUAACUUGGGUGCCUUGGCGAUGUUUUGUGUGCUGUUUCCUGAGAACAUCGAAGCCCGAGACAUGGCCAAAGACUACAUGGAGAGGAUGGCAGCGCAGCCUAGUUGGUUGGUGAAAGAUGCACCUUGGGAUGAAGUCCCGCUUGCUCACUCCCUGGUGGGCUUCGCCACUGCUUAUGACUUCUUAUACAACUACCUGAGCAAGACACAACAGGAGAAGUUUCUUGAAGUGAUUGCCAAUGCCUCGGGCUAUAUGUAUGAAACCUCGUACAGGAGAGGAUGGGGGUUUCAGUACCUGCACAACCACCAGCCCACCAACUGCAUGGCUUUGCUCACAGGAAGCCUCGUUCUGAUGAAUCAAGGGUAUCUUCAAGAGGCCUACUUGUGGACCAAGCAAGUUCUGACCAUCAUGGAGAAAUCUCUGGUCUUGCUUCGAGAGGUGACAGAUGGGUCCCUCUAUGAGGGAGUUGCAUACGGAAGCUACACCACUCGCUCUCUCUUCCAGUACAUGUUUCUUGUACAGAGACACUUUGGCAUCAACCACUUCAACCAUCCAUGGCUUAAACAACACUUUGCAUUUAUGUAUAGGACCAUCUUGCCAGGGUUUCAAAGAACCGUGGCUAUUGCAGACUCAAAUUACAACUGGUUUUAUGGUCCAGAAAGCCAGUUAGUGUUUCUGGAUAAGUUUGUCAUGCGUAAUGGCAGUGGAAACUGGCUAGCUGACCAAAUUCGAAGGAACCGUGUGGUAGAAGGCCCAGGCACACCUUCCAAAGGACAGCGUUGGUGCACUCUGCACACAGAAUUUCUCUGGUAUGAUGCCAGCUUGAAGUCGGUUCCACCUCCAGAUUUUGGCACCCCCACAUUGCAUUAUUUUGAAGACUGGGGUGUUGUGACUUAUGGAAGUUCACUACCUGCAGAAAUUAAUAGAUCAUUCCUUUCCUUCAAGUCAGGAAAACUUGGGGGUCGUGCAAUAUAUGACAUUGUCCACAGAAACAAAUACAAAGAUUGGAUCAAAGGCUGGAGAAAUUUCAACGCAGGGCAUGAACACCCUGAUCAAAAUUCAUUCACUUUUGCUCCCAACGGUGUGCCUUUCAUUACAGAGGCACUGUAUGGGCCAAAGUACACCUUCUUCAACAAUGUUCUGAUGUUUUCUCCAGCUGUGUCAAAGAGCUGUUUUUCUCCAUGGGAGGGUCAGGUCACAGAAGACUGCUCAUCAAAAUGGUCAAAAUACAAGCAUGACCUGGCAGCUAGCUGUCAGGGGAGAGUGGUUGCAGCAGUGGAGAAAGAUGGAGUGGUUUUCAUCCGAGGAGAAGGAAUGGGAGCUUAUAACCCCCAGCUCAACUUGAAGAACUUUCAGAGGAAUCUGAUCCUCCUGCACCCACAGCUUCUCCUCCUUGUAGACCAAAUACACCUGGGAGAGGAGAGCCCCCUGGAGACAGCAGCAAGUUUCUUCCACAACGUGGAUGUUCCUUUUGAGGAGACGGUGGUAGAUGGGGUCCAUGGGGCUUUCAUCAGACAGCGAGAUGGUCUCUAUAAAAUGUACUGGAUGGAUGAUACUGGUUACAGUGAGAAAGCAACUUUUGCCUCAGUGACAUACCCUCGGGGAUAUCCCUACAAUGGGACAAACUAUGUAAAUGUCACCAUGCACCUCCGAAGUCCCAUCACCAGGGCAGCAUACCUCUUCAUAGGGCCAUCUGUGGAUGUUCAGAGCUUCAGCAUCCAUGGAGACUCCCAGCGACUGGAUGUGUUCAUAGCCACCAGUGAACAUGCCUAUGCAACUUACCUGUGGACAGGGGAGAACGCAGGACAGCCUGCCUUUGCACAGGUCAUUGCAGAUCGUCAGAAAAUUCUGUUUGACUGGAAUUCAGCCAUCAAGAGCACAAGUGUCCCUGAGGUGAAGGACUAUGCCGCCAUUGUGGACCAGAGUCUGCAGCAUUUUAAGCCAGUGUUCCAGCUGCUGGAGAAGCAGAUCCUGUCCCGAGUCCGGAACACAGCUAGCUUCAGGAAGACUGCUGAGCGCCUGCUGAGGUUUUCUGAUAAGAGACAGACCGAGGAGGCUAUUGACAGGAUUUUUGCCAUAUCGCAGCAGCAGCAGCAGCAGCAGCAGCAGAGCAAAUCAAAGCGAAACCGAAAGGCUGGCAAACGCUACAAGUUUGUGGAUGCCGUCCCUGAUAUUUUUGCACAGAUUGAAGUCAAUGAGAAAAAGGUUCGACAAAAGGCACAGAUUUUGGCACAGAGAGAACUCCCUAUAGAUGAAGAUGAAGAAAUGAAAGACCUUUUAGAUUUUGCAGAUGUGACCUACGAAAAACAUAAAAAUGGGGACUCAGUGAAAGAUCAGCUUGGACAUGUGCGGAUGACAACUCAUGGCAGAGCCCCGCCUCUGUCUGCUUCAUACACCAAGCUGUUCCUGAUUCUGAACAUUGCCAUCUUCUUUGUCAUGUUAGCAAUGCAGCUGACUUACUUCCAAAGGGCUCAGAGCCUACAUGGCCAAAGAUGUCUGUACGCGGUCCUCCUGAUAGAUAGCUGUGUCCUGUUGUGGCUGUACUCCUCCUGUUCUCAGUCUCAGUGUUAGCCCGGGUGGAUUGCUCGGUCACUUUCUGUUCACAAGAGCCUAUGCAAAAGAUACUGCCCUACUCUGUAACAAUUUCUUUUAGACUCAUUUUAACAAAUUAAGACAUUUUCACACAAGAAAGCAGGGAUAUGAAAUGAUCUGAAUAGACCAGGCAAAGAAUUGUCUAUGGUGUAUGCGUCGCUUGGCUGUCCUGGUGUUUCUGGAAAUGUUUGGCUUUACAGAUAGCCCCUAUUAGUGUGAUACUCUUAGAAGAGCUCCCACGAGUCUGAUCUUUAAGUAAUAGUUUUUUAAUAUAAACAGAGUUAGAUAGAAUUGGGCUUUAUUAUCAUUAAUUUAAUGCUGUUAGAAAUGUCAAGAUACUAUAUGAUGGAACGUAUUGAAACACAAUUUCUAGAAAAACAGACUUUUAAAAAUUGAAUGACAUAAAUUGUUAUUAAAAGAACUGGCUGACUGUUCAGAUAAUUUAGUAAAAAUGGUGACGGAAGAUCAUUAAAACCAAAAAUACAUUUCAAUAGGAAACAUCUACAAAUGAAUAUUUCCUUGGUGAUGUUGGUCUCUGCAGGCAUAUAAUUGGUUGCUUUUAUAAAUUUGUUGGCUUUUCAUAAAUAAUACAAAUACAGAUAACUUAACAUCUUACUUGCCUUAUACAUAAAACUGUUGUAGAUCCAGUGGUUGAACUAUUCCAAAUAAAAUAUUUUAUAUCCUGAAUUUAAAUACCAAAGAACAUGGGGAAUCUGAAGUUUUGGUGUCAUUCUUAUGGUCUUUAUUGGAAAUUUUACAUUUAUUUUGUUAAAUAAACCAAUUGUAUUUGUGA
Jaculus jaculus (lesser Egyptian jerboa) is the source of this 3990-nucleotide messenger RNA. It is a transcript of the gene Dse, whose product is annotated as dermatan sulfate epimerase. Bases 297 to 3176 code for a protein of 959 amino acids. NCBI's taxonomy places the organism in Eukaryota, Metazoa, Chordata, Mammalia, Rodentia, Dipodidae. Gene Ontology annotation, molecular function: chondroitin-glucuronate 5-epimerase activity. The transcript is spliced from 8 exons. The record is from RefSeq and is a predicted model, not a curated record.